This is a messenger RNA of Vigna angularis (adzuki bean), 834 nucleotides long. Its product is annotated as ATP synthase subunit alpha, chloroplastic-like. Bases 1 to 834 code for a protein of 277 amino acids. The transcript has 2 exons. NCBI's taxonomy places the organism in Eukaryota, Viridiplantae, Streptophyta, Magnoliopsida, Fabales, Fabaceae. Gene Ontology annotation, molecular function: proton-transporting ATP synthase activity, rotational mechanism; ADP binding; ATP binding. Gene Ontology annotation, biological process: proton motive force-driven ATP synthesis. The record is from RefSeq and is a predicted model, not a curated record.
AUGCGUCUCACCCAUAGCAAGCUUCCAUCACCUAUAAGUGAAGCUUAUUUGAGUCGUGUUAUAAAUGCCCUGGCCAAACCAAUUGACGGUCGAGGAGAAAUUUCAACUUCGGAAUCUCGAUUAAUAGAAUCUCCAACUACAUUACAAUACCUCGCGCCUUAUACAGGAGCAGCUCUGGCUGAAUAUUUUAUGUACCGUGAAUGUCACACUUUAAUCAUUUAUGACGAUCUCUCCAAACAAGCACAUGCUUAUAGGCAAAUGUCUCUUCUAUUACGAAGACCACCAGGUCGCGAAGCUUAUCCAAGGGAUGUUUUUUAUUUACAUUCGUGUCUUUUGGAAAGAGCCGCGAAAUUAAGUUCUCAGUUAGGCGAAAGAAGUAGGACUGCUUUACCAAUAGUUGAAACUCAAUCGGGAGAUGUUUCAUCUUAUAUUCCUACGAAUGUAAUUUCCAGUACAGAUGGCCAAAUAUUCUUAUCGGCCGAUCUAUUCAAUGAUGGAAUAAGACCCGCUAUUAAUGUCGGUAUUUCAGUUUCCAAAGUUGGAUCGGCGGCUCAAAUAAUAGCCAUGAAACAAGUAGCUGGUAAAUUAAAAUUGGAAUUAGCACAAUUCGCAGAAUUAGAAGCUUUUGCACAAUUCGCUUUUGAUCUAGAUAAAGCUACUCAAAAUCAAUUAGCAAGAGGUCAACGAUUACGCGAGUUGCUUAAACAAUCCCAAUCAGCUCCUCUUACUGUGGAAGAACAGAUAGUAACUAUUUAUACCAGAAUGAAUGGUUAUCUUGAUUCAUUAGAAAUUGGACAGGUUUCAAAUAUCUUGCUUUUUAGAUGUUCCCUCUAG